Molecule: messenger RNA, 712 nt
Organism: Fopius arisanus
Lineage: Eukaryota; Metazoa; Arthropoda; Insecta; Hymenoptera; Braconidae
Product: protein FAM173B
Exons: 4
Coding region: 26-607 (193 amino acids)
Biological process (GO): regulation of mitochondrial ATP synthesis coupled proton transport; positive regulation of proton-transporting ATP synthase activity, rotational mechanism; peptidyl-lysine trimethylation
Cellular component (GO): mitochondrion
Molecular function (GO): protein-lysine N-methyltransferase activity
Source: RefSeq, a predicted model, not a curated record
GGCUGCCCAAUUAACCUUAAAAAUUAUGUCCAGUGAAACAUUGCAUGCCCCAUCGAGAACAGGAAUAUUUUUGAUUAGCCUGACAGGUGGAAUUGGAGUGGCUUUGAGUGUCAUAUGUAUUCCCUUCGUGAGUCCGGCUUUGAGGAGAAUAUGCCUGCCUUAUGUUCCGGCAACUUCUCAGCAAGUGGAGAAUGUCCUCCAGGCACUCAAAGGACGAACUGGAAACCUCAUUGAUCUGGGAAGUGGGGACGGUCGAUUAGUUUUCGCUGCCGCCUGCAAUGGAUUCCAAGCUUGCGGAGUUGAAUUGAAUCUGUGGCUAGUCAUGUAUUCGAGAUUGGCUGCCUAUUUUCGAGGGAUGGCGGAUAGAACGAAAUUUUAUCGACGAGAUCUCUUGAAAUUCGAUUUGACUAGUUACAACAAUGUCAUAAUUUUUGGAGUUCCACAAAUGAUGGAAGAGAUCGAACAAAAAUUCAUGACGGAAUUGAAAGAUAAUAGCACAAUUAUUGCCUGUCGAUUUCCCCUACCGAACCUGAAACCGGUCCAAAUAGUUGGUCAGGGCGUCGAUACAGUAUGGAUUUACAAACGUCCUCAUAAAAUUGAGAAUUAAUUAUUAUUAACUCAAGUAUAAAUUUACGUUCAUCCAGAGUUUAAUUCUAAUUAUUCGAAAUAAUUAUUUUUCAAAAUCACGUUAAAAACCAAAAAUCAUAAUAAU